This is a messenger RNA of Paramecium tetraurelia, 732 nucleotides long. RefSeq lists its product as uncharacterized. Lineage: Eukaryota; Ciliophora; Oligohymenophorea; Peniculida; Parameciidae. The transcript is spliced from 4 exons. The record is from RefSeq and is a predicted model, not a curated record. Gene Ontology annotation, cellular component: trans-Golgi network; endosome. Gene Ontology annotation, biological process: retrograde transport, endosome to Golgi; phospholipid translocation.
AUGGAGAUAGGUUAAUAUAAUGAUGUAAUGCAAUAUGCCUCUUAAUUGGCAGAUUUGGCUUUGAAUGUUGGAUUUGUGGUGGGUCCUCUAAUUGGAUACGUGGCUCAAUAUUAAUUGAUAAAGCAAUAAAAGAGUGUAGGAUCAUUCUCAACUGAUGUCUGUGCGAUAUUAUUGUUUGCAAACUUAUUAAGAAUUGUAUUUUGGUAUGAAAAACGGUUUGAAAGCGCAUUAUUGUAUCAAUCAGUCCUGAUGAUCAUGAUGUAAGUGGAAUUAUUAAGGUUAUGUUUGACAAUAAAGAACAACUCAGUUUAUAAGAAUAAACCAGUUUCAUUCUUUGAUAGUCCAUUGAAUAAGUUUUGGAGAUGGAGCUAAUUAAAUUCUUACAUUACUUGUUUGAUUGCCUUUUUAACAUUUGUAUUGAUCACUAGUUAUUUCAAUCUUGGCAACCCUCAAUAUUGGGAAAUUAUAGGAUUCCUAAGUUGUGCAAUAGAGGCAACUUUGGGUUUGCCUUAAGCCAUAAAGAAUCACACAUCAAAAAGCGUGAAAGGAUUAUCAUACACUAUGAUUGGAUCAUGGUUUGUGGGGGAUGCGUUUAAGACAUUCUACUUUAUAGUGAAAAACUAACCUGCUUAAUUUGUGAUGUGCGGAGUAAUUCAAUUAAGUGUGGAUAUUUGGAUCAUGUUAUAAAUAGCAGUAUUUAGUUCUAAGAAGAGUGAUUUAGCAGAAUUAUGA